Drosophila arizonae is the source of this 1464-nucleotide messenger RNA. RefSeq lists its product as uncharacterized. Lineage: Eukaryota; Metazoa; Arthropoda; Insecta; Diptera; Drosophilidae. The record is from RefSeq and is a predicted model, not a curated record.
CAGUUGCACGCCUUCGUUUGCCGCGACGAGUUCUAAGAACACAUUUUCCGAUUUGUAGGCGGAGCAUGUGUCUCCCCUUUUAGUUGUUUUGCCUAAUAUUGCAUACGAAAAUGUAUCGAACCCUCAUUUUGGUCUUCCUGAUAUCGCUGACCCAGGGCGGCAUUCUGGCCAAGCGCUACUUUGGCGUGGGUCGCCGCAUUGCCAACGAUCAGCUAUUGCUCAAGGAUUUGCAGCAUUCGCGUCCAGCGGGCGCUGGACAGGCGGCUAGCGUCGCCUUCAACUACAACAUUGCGGAGCCCAUCACCUACAUUGAGAUCGUGUCGGAGGAAAAAAUUUCGGCCGAGGUGAAAGUGAGCUAUGUGGAUACAUUGAUCGUGGGCCUCGUUAGCCUUGUCCCCCCUGGCAAUCAGAGUGAAUUCGAGGAAGAAUUCGAACAGAGCCAAAAUCUGUCGGCCUCUUUUGAUGUGGUCAUCACGAUCUUUGGCUUUAACCAGACCAUUUUGAAUUUAAAUCCUGCAUUGCUGCUCAAUCGCGAUUCACACUUUGAGGGCGAGGUGAAGCCCUACGAUGACUACGAGGAGGUCGAGGAAAUAAGCCAGCCUUUCGAGAGCCUCAACCAUGAGGAUUCAGUGACCAAACAGUUUGAUGAGGACAGCACCGAUUCGCCCGUUUUUAUCGAGGACUUUGAGCACAAGGACAAGAUCAUUGAGAUUGGAGAACGGCAAGAAGGUGACACCUUGAUCUUUGAAACAUAUCAAACAUCAUCGGGCGAGGCCAAAACGCAGUCGAAUCAAACUGUCACUUUCUACUACAUCGACAGCGAUUACAUCACCUACAUCAAGUUUGUUAUCUUCGAUCACUACUUGGAUAAGGUACCAACUGCUGAGAACUACAUGCCGCCCGUGGCCGAGUACAGUCAUUAUUCGGCGAGCUCGAUCAAGGCAACGAUAACAGAUUUCAACGUCAGUUCGCUGUUCGUGCAAAUGUUUGUCUACGGCUAUCGAGGCGUGGACAGUCCGCCAGCUAAAUACAAGCCCUUCCUGGAGCCCCAAAAGCAGCAGAUCGAUCGCACGGUUCAUCUGACACCGUUGCAGCGCAUGCAGCUGUUGUUGAUGACGGGUGGCCAAUCGACGCAGUCCCCGCAGGACUCUGAUGUGGAUGACGACUCCGAGGAGGAUGCCACUGUGGCGCCCAUUCGACCCGAAGAUAUGCUGCCCGAUCAUGUGCCCGAGGCGAGCAUUGCGAAUGCUGUGCUCGAACAGCAGCGGGCAAUGCCACAGCGGCUCUAUGCGAUGCUGGGCCUGAUGCUCUUUGCUGUCGCAUAGUUAACCUUGUUAACCACAUGUUAGUUAAUCAAAAGGAUUGUAAAAGCUUUAAAUUAGUAGCGAUUAGGUGCACACAUUUGCGAAUAUUGUAAUAUUUUAUCAAAUAAAGGCAGUUGGCUUAAGCCAAGUUAACAGUCUA